AUGGAGCCUUAUCGGUACAAUGCUACACGUCAAGAAGAUGAAACUUUCGUCGUCUUACCAUCUCCAUAUCCACGCCCAUCGCCGCCGCCAUUAUCAUCCUCAACGCCUGCUCCGCUCGCUCCCGCUCGCCCCGUCACCAAGAAGAGAGGGAAGGGUAGCGGGCGGCGCGUCCGCCUCCCUCCCCUCUGCGCCGCCAGGAUUUUCCAGCUCACGCGGGAGCUCGGCCACCGCACCGACGGCCAGACCGUGGAGUGGCUCCUCCGCCACGUCCACCCCUCUGUUUUCCCCUCUAGCUACGCGGCCACCGCCGUGGACUCCCCCAGCAGCGCCACGGAGGACCUCUCGCCGCCUUACUACCCUCAGAUUCCGGCGGCGGUGCCGGAGACAGACCAGGAUGCGGUCGGACCGACGUCGUUUACGGCUCUGCUGAUGCAGGCGGAGAAAGGGGAUUUUGUUGUGAAACAAGAAAUGGGUGAUUAUUGA
Messenger RNA from Ipomoea nil (Japanese morning glory), 483 nucleotides. Its product is annotated as transcription factor PCF1-like. Bases 1 to 483 code for a protein of 160 amino acids. The transcript has a single exon. The record is from RefSeq and is a predicted model, not a curated record. NCBI's taxonomy places the organism in Eukaryota, Viridiplantae, Streptophyta, Magnoliopsida, Solanales, Convolvulaceae. Gene Ontology annotation, cellular component: nucleus. Gene Ontology annotation, molecular function: sequence-specific DNA binding; DNA-binding transcription factor activity.